UGUCCGCGCAGCGCGCACUGGUGAAGCUCGUGUGGGGAGCUCGCGAACACGCAAGACCAGAGCAUCAGGAUCAUACGCGCAGGAAAAACACCAGAAUGUGACUGGAGUGUAAAGGAUGAAGGAUGCGUUCGCUGGAAAAGGUCACACGAAUUGCAUGAAGAGCGGUGGAACGAAAUCUGAACACAGCUGCCACGGAUUACCACUGACACACACGCAUCACGGCUUUUUUUUAGGGAACAGGAAUGCCAGGAAUGGGGGAUUUGAUAUUUCACCAAAGCAGGAGAGUGGAUCUGACGAGAACACUGGACAGUGAAUGAGGAUUUUUCCGUAGGGGACCAGAGAGCGUGUAUGUGUUUUUCUUCAAUGACAGGAGUAAUCCGGCUGAGUUUGAGGGUCUGAAGGCAGGAGACACUUGCUGGAGGAGUUUCUCGGCGUACAUCGGCACCAAGCAGCAGCGGCCAUUUUCACGGACCAUGUGGUUAGCGGUGCGCAAAAACCGGCUCGUUUUGCACCAGCAGGACUGCUGCCGUGGCAGGGCUCACAACGUGUCUCUGUGGAUAUGGAUUUUUUGUUGGUGUGUGACGCUCGUCAGGGGACAAAGCUACCACCCCACCGUGAAUACGCAGUAUGGGAAAUUACGAGGUGCACGGGUUCCUCUGCCCAGCGAGAUCCUGGGACCAGUGGACCAGUACCUUGGCGUGCCAUACGCCGCCCCACCGGUGGGGGAGAAACGUUUCCUUCCCCCUGAGCAACCCUUGUCUUGGUCAGGGAUGAAAAACGCCACUCAUUUCGCGCCGGUGUGCCCGCAAAACAUUCACAACGCCGUUCCAGAGAUCAUGAUGCCAAUCUGGUUCACCUUUAACUUGGAUAUAGUUGCCACUUAUAUUCAAGAUCAAAACGAGGAUUGUUUGUAUCUAAACAUCUAUGUUCCAACAGAAGAUGUCAAAAGAAUAUCCAAGGAAUGUGCCAGAAAACCCAACAAGAAAAUAUGUAAAAAAGGAGGUAUGUAAGCAAGCCAACAUUGGAGCAAUAUACAGAGAAGUGAGCGACUGGUACGUCCUCUCUCGUACCAACGGGAUUUCUCCGUCA
Sinocyclocheilus rhinocerous is the source of this 1089-nucleotide messenger RNA. RefSeq names its product neuroligin-3-like. NCBI's taxonomy places the organism in Eukaryota, Metazoa, Chordata, Actinopteri, Cypriniformes, Cyprinidae. The transcript has 3 exons. The record is from RefSeq and is a predicted model, not a curated record. Bases 474 to 1010 code for a protein of 178 amino acids.